Apis laboriosa (Himalayan honeybee) is the source of this 750-nucleotide messenger RNA. Its product is annotated as multiple coagulation factor deficiency protein 2 homolog. Lineage: Eukaryota; Metazoa; Arthropoda; Insecta; Hymenoptera; Apidae. The record is from RefSeq and is a predicted model, not a curated record. The coding region runs from base 127 to 657 and encodes 176 amino acids. The transcript is spliced from 5 exons.
GCGCGUUACAGAAAAGAAAAUCCAGUUGAAAACAUUAUUGAAAAGAUCGACCACAAAAAAUCGAACAGAAGUUCGACUCAUAUUCCAAGAUCAGUAAUUCAACAGUCGAUCAUUAAAUCCAGACAAAUGAUAACUACAAUUAUGAUCGGUUUAUGCAUUGGAUUUUCGACUGGUUUACGUGGACCACAUCAUCCGCGAAGCGCUGUUUCUCACCAUCAUUACGCCCCGCAAAAAGACGUGAAAAUAACGCAAGAUACAGAAUUAUUACAGGAUGCUACCCAUUUAAAAGAAGAUAUAGGAUCAAUGGCGGACCAAUUGGACUUUUCGAAUAUGACUGAACAGGAGAUCGAAUUCCACUAUUUUAAAGUUCACGAUAUCGACAAUAAUGCCAAAUUGGACGGAUUAGAAAUUCUUUACGCGAUUCAACAUACAUUUCACGAAAACAGACUUGCCAAUGCUAAACGUGAAAAUUCAAACGAAAACAUGAAAACUAUGGAUUAUGAAGAUGAUUUGCCCUGGAUCGUAGAACUUGUGGAUAGAGUACUCAGAGAAGAUGACGUGGAUCAUGAUGGAUACAUUGGAUAUAUCGAAUAUGUUCUUGGAAGACAAAGAGAUCACAUUGCUCAAGCAAAACGAAAUAACAAAUCGGACAAAUAAAAAUAUAUCUAAUUCAAAAAAUUCUUAAUAAAUAAAAUGUAUUACAAAAUACUAUGUAAUAUAUAAAUUUAUGUCUAAAAUUUAUGUCAAACA